GCUUCGGGCCGGAAUUGGCUUCGUUACCGUACUUGUAACGGUUCUGAUCAGCUGUCAGCACGGAUUUAAAACAAAAACCUGCGCAGCUUCUUGUCGCCCGAAUAAAAACAAUGACAGACGGAACAAAAACAGGAACAACACCCCGGAACAAACAGCAACAUUAACGGACUUUCCGACUGGUGAACAUCUCAGUUGGAGGAAGCCAUGCCGGUGGAGAGUGGGAGCAGCGCUGCCGCCCGCCAGGCCAAGCAGAAGAGGAAGUCCCACAGCCUCUCCAUCCGCAGGACCAACAGCACGGAGCAGGACCGCUCGGGCCUGCAGAGGGACCUGCUGGAGGGACAGGAAUCCAAACUGCCACUGUCACUCAGGUCCAAUCUGUUGGACCUGUUCAGUCAGAUCGAGAGGGAGUUUGAAAACCUCUACCUGGAAAACAUUGAACUUCGCAGAGAAAUCGAAUCGCUGAAUGAUCGUUUGGCUGCAGAUGGACAAGCGGUCGAAGGAACAGAUUUAGCUAAAGGAGCCCUUAAAACAAAAGCAAGUCACAGCACCAGUCAGCUGUCUCAGAAACUGAAAACAACCUACAAGGCGUCCACAAGCAAGAUUGUGUCCAGCUUCAAAGCCACCACAUCCAGAGCAGUCUGCCAGCUGGUCAAGGAGUAUGUUGGCCACAGGGACGGCAUCUGGGACCUCAGUGCCACAAGGACCCAGCCUGUGGUGCUCGGUACCGCAUCUGCAGACCACACCGCGAUGCUGUGGAGCAUCGAGACCGGAAAAUGCCUCCUCAAAUACCUGGGCCAUCAAGGAUCAGUCAACUCCAUUAAGUUCCACCCCACUGAGCAGAUGGCUCUAACAGCCUCUGGAGAUCAGACGGCGCACAUCUGGAGAUACAUGGUGCAGCUUCCUGCUCCCCAACCUGUCGCUGACACCACUCUGACGCCCUGUGAAGACGACGUGGACUUCUCAGAUAAAGACGACGCCGACGGCGAGGUUGAGGGGCCCAACGACUGCCCUUCAGUCCGCGUACCGAUCACGACGCUCCGCAGCCAUCAGGGCGUGGUGAUCGCUGCUGAUUGGCUAGUGGGGGGCAAGCAGGUGGUGACGGCCUCCUGGGACCGAGCCGCCAACCUAUAUGACGUGGAGACUUCAGAGUUGGUCCACUCGCUCACUGGCCAUGAUCAGGAGCUGACCCACUGCUGCACCCACCCCAACCAGCGUCUGGUGGUCACUUCAUCCAGGGACACCACCUUCAGGCUGUGGGACUUCAGAGACCCGUCCAUCCACUCCGUCAACGUCUUCCAGGGACACACAGACACAGUGACGUCCGCCGUCUUCACUGUGGGAGAUAACGUGGUGUCAGGCAGCGACGAUCGGACCGUCAAGGUGUGGGACCUGAAGAACAUGCGGUCGCCAAUAGCAACCAUUCGCACCGACUCUGCCGUCAACAGGAUCAGCGUGUCGGUGAACCAGAAAAUCAUCGCUCUUCCUCACGACAAUCGGCAGGUCCGACUGUUCGACAUGUCCGGAGUGCGACUGGCUCGACUCCCGCGGAGCAACAGACAGGGUCAUCGUCGGAUGGUUUGCUGCUCCGCCUGGUGUGAGGACAACACCACCUGCAACCUGUUCACCUGCGGCUUCGACAGGCAGGCCAUCGGCUGGAACAUCAACAUCCCGGCUCUGCUGCAGGAGAAAUGAUCUCCUCCUCUUCCUCCUUCUUCUUCACAUUGUUAGCACACAGUGAAACCUCACCCACAGCGUGUGUUGGUGUGUCGUUGGUCUUAAAGACAGAUGUAAGCAGUUUAGUUUAGAUGUUGGUUUUCUUAGUGUGACUCGCUGUGGCUGACAGGAUGGAGUCUGUCUUUUAAGCCUUAGCAGAGUUUAAGUCCUCAGAUAAGACUUUCUACAGGCUGAGGGGCUUUACAAGCAUCUGUCUCUCUUUUCUUCACCGUUAGGAACAAAAACAAAGCUCUGAACCACUCGCUGAUGAAAGCACAAACAUGUAAAGAUGCUCCUUCUGACUGAAAGUGAACACAGGACACAUUUGAAGCUCCAAGUCUAGAUUCUCUGUGCUGCUUGUAUCUGUUUCCUGCUGCUUUCAGCUGCAAAACACUGAAUCUAAUGUGCGCCACUAACAGCAGAUUAAAGGAAACAUCUGUGAAUUUCUCUGGUUUGGUGUUGCACAUCUCAUUAGUUAAUACGUGUUCACUUUUAAUGUUUUUGUGUUUAUAAACUUAAAUCAAUGUUUUCCUCCUACAGACAGAAGGUAGAUCAGAGCAGUAACAGAUUUCUUCUUAUUUAGACAGUUUUCUCUGAAGAAACGUUUGCUCCUUGUUUUUGUUUGUUAGAGAAACAAUGUCUGUUACAGAUUUAAUGUUUCAGGAGAAAAACUGUAUUUACUGUUAUAUGUGGGGUCAUGGAUCGACUGUGGUUCUGUUGUUUCUGUAGCUGGACUCAGUUUAUAACCUGGAGCAGUUCUAGUAAACUGAUGGGCAAAAGUAUUCAUACGCCUUGAACUUUAGUCACAUUAAAACCUAAACUACAGCGUGUUUCAUUGGGAUUUCAUGUGAUAGAACAACACAACGUUCUGCAUAUUGCUCCAGUUUAAUACAGAUGAUAAAUAGUUUCCAACAUCUUUACAAAUUAAAAAGCUGAAAGUGAGGCAUGCAUUUCUUUUAGUUUUCCACCACAUUUAGCAUUUUGCUUGUAGGCCAUCCAGGGGAAGGUCUGGUCUCAUCUGGCCAGAGCUCCUUCUUCUUCUGCUGUGAGGCAAACGACACAUGAGACGUUUCUGUAGCUCUGGUUCCUGCAGCUCUUCCACAAAGACCAGAUUUAUGGAGUUCAUGGCUGAUAUUUAUCCUGUGGACAGAUUCUCCCACCUGAGCUGUGGAUCUUUGCAGCUCCUCUGAUAAUUGCUCUGCUUGCUGGUCCUCUCAGUUUAGGUGGACGGUCAUGCCAUGUUCAGAUGAUGGACUGACCAGACUGAACCAGAACUUUCUCUCUGACCUGUCUGCUGUGUUCCUUGGUCUCCAUGAUGCUGUUUGUUCUUCUCUCUGGAGAAGGUUUGUAGAAGAUCUGCAGAGAAUCCAGCAGGUUCCAUUCUAUGUAUCUAUGAAGGUGGGUUUCAAACAUCUGGCUUCAGUCAACAGAAAGGGGCUGAUUAGAUGUUUCUCCAGGUGUUAAUGUGGUGUCAAACAGAGAUCCUCCUCUGAUGUGGAAGCUCUUCCUCAGAUGGUCGGUCCUGCUGUUGGUUCAGUACUUCAUGAUUGUAAAAACAACUUUAGUUUUUAUAGCAGAACCUUUUAGCUCAUUAUUGUUGAACUAUUGGGAAGAUUCUGGCAGCGUCACCUUGGUUCUGCUUCAUCAGAAUAAGUCCAAUCUCUGAGGAGCGUUGCAAUGCGUUUUUCGUCACCUGCUAAGCUUUCUGCCUGGAAAACACUCAGCAAACGCUGCGUUCAAGGGAAAUGGGAUGUUCUGCUGUUUCUGUGAUUGAAACGGUUCAUCAGAACAAAGUCUGUGGUUCUGUUCUGGUGAGAUGAUCCAUUAAAUGUGAUUCAGGUUGGAAUAAAGAGCAGUUCUGCAGGACGCUGACAUGAAGGUUUCCUUUCCUCAGUGGGAACAGAUCCAGUUUCUGUGGACAGCCACAGCUUCUGUGUUUGAAUAUUCAGUCACAUUUUACUGCUGCUGUUUGCAAACUGAAACAAAGAAAUGUUUCCAACAGCAAAAAGAGUUCAAAAUAAACUGAAUUAGAAUGAAAAACCAGCAGAAAUUAGGUUGAAAUCAACUGAAAUCCCUGCAGUUCUGGUCAAAAAGCAAAUGGAAAGUUUAACCUGCCCUGAGGUUCAAACUGUUUGGGUCAUAAAAAAUCUGGAAUAAAUUAAAGUUAAAAAUGUCUGUAAAUAUGAUGCUAAAAACUGUAGAAAGUGAAUCAGUGGAACAGAUACAGUAAAUUCCCCUGAAUCCAGAAACAAUGUCUUACUUUAAUACUUUAGGUCUUUAUUUGUUGAAAACACAUUAAUGUACAUCAACAAUAUUAGAUUUAAAUUUACAGUAAAUAUCUUUAAUGACCCUUUCAUAAAAAUACCAUAAAUUCACUCAUUAAGUUUCUGUCUUUAUUAUAGAUUUUUCUGCUAAACAUCCUGUAAAUUUUAAGUUUGAAAUAAAAAUAUGUUGAACGGC
This is a messenger RNA of Girardinichthys multiradiatus, 4173 nucleotides long. RefSeq names its product WD repeat-containing protein 37. Gene Ontology annotation, molecular function: protein binding. The transcript has 14 exons. Gene Ontology annotation, cellular component: preribosome, large subunit precursor. NCBI's taxonomy places the organism in Eukaryota, Metazoa, Chordata, Actinopteri, Cyprinodontiformes, Goodeidae. The record is from RefSeq and is a predicted model, not a curated record. The coding region runs from base 205 to 1692 and encodes 495 amino acids.